ACACACCAUCAUCCUAAAGACCAAAUCCUGCUCCACUUCUGAGGAGCACUAGAUCAGAAAACCUCAUGAGAAUAUCUGCUGGGUUUAUCUUAUGGAUCAUCUCCUGAAGGAUUCCUCUUAAGCAGCAGCCUAUUUAAAAGUGGGGCCCUGUGCAGAGUUGACUACUUCCCACCAUCAUCCUGUACUUUACUUCACCAGAGGCAUCAAGAGUCUGCUUAGGAUGCCUUGCCAAAGCCGUGCAGGUCACGUGAUUUUGCUCCUCUUCGCUCUUUCCUUGUGGGCUGAAUGUGUUACUUGUGGCUCCAGCUUCCUCAGCCCCACCCAGAAGCCACAGGGCCGGGGAGACCGAAAGCCACCUCGAGUGGGGCGAAGAGCUGCAGCUGAGAUAGAUGUUCCUUCUUUGGAGGACAACCGCCUAAUGAUGAGCGCACCUUUUCAGUUGGGGUUCUCUUUGAGUGAGGGGGAAUAUGAAGAAUACGGUCCAGUGCUGCAGAGGAUCCUGCUGGAUGUUCUUGGUGAUGCACCUCCUUUAGAGUGAUCAAGCUAUCAAAUUCUACAAGGAAUUGUCCGACAACUCACCAUCAAAAAAUCCUACCAGCUACCAUUCACUGUUAAAUCGAUUAAUUAAAAUUCUAAAUUGA
Molecule: messenger RNA, 641 nt
Organism: Astyanax mexicanus (Mexican tetra)
Lineage: Eukaryota; Metazoa; Chordata; Actinopteri; Characiformes; Acestrorhamphidae
Gene: ghrl
Product: ghrelin/obestatin prepropeptide
Exons: 6
Coding region: 221-538 (105 amino acids)
Cellular component (GO): extracellular region
Molecular function (GO): growth hormone-releasing hormone activity
Source: RefSeq, a predicted model, not a curated record